This is a messenger RNA of Lutra lutra (Eurasian river otter), 2673 nucleotides long. RefSeq names its product rabphilin 3A like (without C2 domains) (gene RPH3AL). The record is from RefSeq and is a predicted model, not a curated record. The transcript is spliced from 8 exons. Gene Ontology annotation, molecular function: small GTPase binding. Gene Ontology annotation, biological process: intracellular protein transport. The coding region runs from base 178 to 936 and encodes 252 amino acids. Lineage: Eukaryota; Metazoa; Chordata; Mammalia; Carnivora; Mustelidae.
UGCCACUUAUUGACUUAAGUCUGAGUGAUUCAGAUCUUCCUCUGGGGUCACCCCUGACAACACGUGGUGGGAGUGAGAGUCACCUCCCGCUUGGGGUGCCACCAGGGCCAGACGCCCCCUGCGAAGCCCCUCCGGCUCCUGAUGUGAUUCCCUGCCCCGCCCUGGGCACUCCGAGCCAUGGCCGACACCAUCUUCGGCAGUGGGAAUGACCAGUGGGUUUGCCCCAAUGAUCGGCAGCUCGCCCUGCGAGCCAAGCUGCAGACGGGCUGGUCUGUGCACACCUACCAGACAGAGAAGCAGAGGAAGAGCCAGUGCCUCAGCCCUGCUGAGGUGGAGGCCAUCUUGCAGGUCAUCCAGAGGGCAGAGCGGCUGGACGUCAUGGAGCAGCAGAGAAUCGGACGGCUGGUGGAGCGGCUGGAGACCAUGAGGCGGAACGUGAUGGGGAAUGGCCUUUCCCAGUGUCUGCUCUGUGGGGAGGUGCUAGGCUUCUUGGGCAGCUCAUCAGUGUUCUGCAAAGACUGCAGGAAGAAAGUCUGCACCAAAUGUGGGAUUGAGGCCUCCCCUGGCCAGAAGCGGCCUCUUUGGCUGUGUAAGAUCUGCAGCGAGCAGAGAGAGGUCUGGAAGAGGUCGGGGGCCUGGUUCUACAAAGGGCUCCCCAAGUACAUCCUGCCGCUGAAGACCCCCGGCCAGGCUGAUGACCCCCACUUCCGACCUCUGCCCAUGGAGCCCACCGAGCAAAAGCCCAGAAGCACUGAGACUAGUCGUGUCUACACGUGGGCCCGAGGAAGAGUGGUUUCCAGUGACAGUGACAGUGACUCAGAUCUCAGCGCCUCUAGCCUGGAGGACAGACUUCUUCUGACAGGGGUCAGGGAGCCCACAGGUGCCAAGCCCUUCGGGGAAGCAGAGCGGGACAUAGAGGAGACCCAGAUGGAUUAGCAGGGGUGAAGGGAGGAUGGCAGAUCUAGCACACCUGCCUGCAUACCUGGAUUCCCCACUAGGCUCCCAGCAAGCAUCCCCAGGAUGAGAUUUUUUUGUCUCGUGAGUGAUAAGAGCUGUGAAUAUCAGGUAGAAAGUGCCUUGGUCUAGCUCGGCUCUGCCGUGAAACCAUGGUGGGGCCCUGAUUAAUACAUAUCUUUACCUCUAGGGCCUCUGUCUCCCAGAGCAUGUGGUCCCCAAAGUGUUUUCUGAGUUUGACCUCUCUGAGCUGGCCUCUAUGACCUUGUCAUAUGAAGGAGAGUUAAUGGAACCUGGAGGCUAGUGCAGAGAAAACCUGGGGCACACUUUUCUUUCCUUUAAACCCACAGAGGGCCUUCCUGGGAAAAGGACCAGGUCAGUUAGAGUUACUCCAGAUGGUAGAAAACUGGGGUAUUUGAAAAACAUUUCAGGGAGGCUGAUUUUAAUGCAUAAGCAGAGAGCUUUAUAAUAACUGUUCCAAACUGAAAGGACAUGCCUCAGGGUGUUGUCCUGGGACCAAGGUGGGGUGAUCUGCCAGUGCCAAUAUGGAGGGAAUUCCCGAUGGGGAUGGCAGUUCAGGCUGGAUCAGAGCUCGCAGAUGCCUGGCAUGCACACUUCCGCUUCCGCUCCUGUGCCCCUGGCAGACAUUACUAGUCGAUCUCAGGACUCUCCCAUAGAGCCUGAUAUGGCCUCAGAAGCCUCCUCAGCACACUGUUCCAAGUGGUCAUUACUGGUAGGUGGAGACCACACAGGAGACGACACUGGUUUCUGGACUAGACCAUCUCUGAGCCCUCUCAGUCUCAAGAGUCUAACUUAGAAGAGUGUGAAGGACACUCACCUGCCAGCCUUGGUUUCUGAGGCAGACUUUAUACGCCCCCGCACCUCCCACGCCCCACAGAUCACUGAACCCUCCCUCAUACCAGCUCUCAGCCAUGACCAAGGGGGUGUGGUAGGUAGGAAGAGAUGGAGCACAGAGUAGUACAGGCCUCACCUCUGUGCUCUCUGCUUGGCCACGAGGUAACAGCUAUACAUAAGGGAAGAGUACUUAGUUAAUAAAGGCAGCAAUUAAUAACACCACUGAGGGGCCCCUGGGGGGUUCAUCAGUUGAGCCUCUGUCUUCCCUCGGCUCAGGUCAUGAUCCCAGAGUCUGAGGAUCGAGUCCCACAUCAGGCUCUCUGCUCAGCAGGGAGCCGCUUCCCCUCUCCCACUGCCCCUCCCCCAACAUGUGUGCUUGCUCUCUCUUGCUCAUGCUCUCUCUCUCUCUCUCAAAUAAAUAAAUAGAGUCUAGAAAAAAACAAAAACAAACACUGGGGGGCACCCGGCUGGGUCAGGCCAUAGAACAUGUGACUCCUGAUCUCAGGGUCAAGUUCAAGCCCCAUGUUGGUGUAGAGACUACUUAAAUAAACAAACAAACUUUUAAAAAAUCCCAUUGAGUUAGUGAAUAUGUAUACCCUUCCCCCUCAAUCGGUGAAGGCAGGAAAAACUCGUCAUUGCUAGUUUUCAUGCUGGUGACUUGUUCCUUGCUGAACCCACCUGAAGGCCUAUGCAGUGACCUUUGUAUAUCCUGGACCAGCCAGUACUGGUCAGAGGGUAGAGUCUCCUGAGAACAUGGCAGCCAUGUGGGGCAGCAGGUAAGGGACUCUGAGCAGACAAUCCCACAGACAUCUAACACAGUUCCAAAUGAGAUGAUUUUAUUUUUUUUUAAUAUUAUUUUUAUUU